AGACCACUUAUUCCUAUCCUGGAAAAACUUCUUCGGUUGUGUUAGUGCAGUUGUUGUUGGAGCUGCAAAGUCAACUAGCUUGGGAAAGGGGGAAAAUAUGGUAACAUACAGACAGUUCCUAACAGAAGAAGGAAAACUCUAACUCCUCACAAAUGCUUCUUGUCAGAAUGAAAUUCCAACAGCUGCUGUCCAGGAAACCGGGGAAACUGGGAAUGCUUUUUCAAAUACCUUUUUGCCAAAAGCAGUUCCCAUAUAUGUGUCUGGCUACCUCCGCAUGUCUUUAUAGUAAGAAGAAAAAAGCGAACAGUUAUGAACAAGUUGACCAAGAAAAAUACAAGAGCUUGGUCUACUCUGUUACAUCUUACAAAACCAGCACCCAAACACCAGAGACAAUAUUUGAAGAAGACAAUUUGUUAUAUGGGCCACCGGAUAAACAUAGACCUCCAAUUAAAGCUGAAACAAAAACUCCCAAGAACUGGAUUCCUUUAAUAAACCCCAACAAGAGAAUACCCCUUCUCAACAGUGAUUCAAACCUCCCCAUGAAAAUCGCUUUACAAAAAACGAAAAUGCCCAGUGUUACCCGUAUUCUUCAGCAGACUAUUUCUCCGCAGCAAACCUUUUAUUUAGAAAGAUGGAAGCAGAAAAUGAUACUGGAACUUGGAAAAGAUGGUUUUGCAGAGUAUACUAAAAAUCUUUUCCUCCAAGGAGAGCUCUUUCAUGCAGCUUUGGAAUCUAUAUUCCUGUCUGAAGAGAUGGCAACUAAGGAGCAGAGAGAAGAUGUUGCUAUUUCUGGCUACUUAUCAAGUGUGCAACAUGUCUUAAAAGAUAUCAGCGAAGUGAAAGCUCUGGAAAGUGCAGUUCAGCAUGAGACUCUUCAGUAUCUGGGCCUGGUAGACUGCGUGGCUAAGUAUCGAGGCCAGUUGUGUGUGAUUGACUGGAAAACUUCAGAGAAACCAAAGCCAUCUCUGAAGAAUACUUUUGACAACCCAUUACAGGUUGCAGCGUAUAUUGGAGCCAUAAAUCAUGAUGCCAAUUAUGACUUCCAGGUUAGCUGUGGACUCAUUGUGGUUGCCUAUAAGAAUGGCUCUCCUGCACAUCCACAUUUCAUGGAUCCCGAUCUGUGCUCGCAGUACUGGAGUAAGUGGCUUUUGCGCCUUGAAGAGUACACGGACAGAAACUGACCCACACUAAGCUAUCCGGAG
This is a messenger RNA of Phaethon lepturus (White-tailed tropicbird), 1202 nucleotides long. RefSeq names its product mitochondrial genome maintenance exonuclease 1 (gene MGME1). Gene Ontology annotation, molecular function: single-stranded DNA exodeoxyribonuclease activity. Gene Ontology annotation, biological process: mitochondrial DNA replication. The transcript has 5 exons. Lineage: Eukaryota; Metazoa; Chordata; Aves; Phaethontiformes; Phaethontidae. Bases 153 to 1181 code for a protein of 342 amino acids. The record is from RefSeq and is a predicted model, not a curated record. Gene Ontology annotation, cellular component: mitochondrion.